Molecule: messenger RNA, 2849 nt
Organism: Python bivittatus (Burmese python)
Lineage: Eukaryota; Metazoa; Chordata; Lepidosauria; Squamata; Pythonidae
Source: RefSeq, a predicted model, not a curated record
CCUCCCGGAAACAGUCGGGGGACUUCCGGAGGCGGGUUCAGCGGCUGGAAGCAGGCCUGGCCUGGGCGCAGAACUUUCCCAGGAGGAAAAGGUGCAACGCCUGUGGGCAGCCACUGAAGAAUGGCCAGUGAAGUUCAAGAGUCACUCCUGGAUAGUUCCUGUUCUGGCCCUGAGGAAGAUAGGGAUUCAGAUAGCGGCACUGUGAAUAAACAUCAGGACUUGGAUAGAGAUCAAAGUGAGCCUAAGACAGUUGCCAAAUGUUUGGGUGCAGAUGCCGAACAUUUGGAAAUGCCACCGCAGCCUGCUGAUCCAUGCCAGGCCACAAAAAUUACAGUGAAAUGUGAAGAGGAGCAAAAGACUGAGGCAGCCUUGGUGCCUCCACCUGUGGAGGUUGCUGUCCCUAUUCCAGUGCCACCCUUGAAUGAAGGGAAGGGAGCAAAACGGAUGAUGGAGGACGAUGCUGAUGCUUUUAAAGAAAUGCCUGAUGUCUGCCAGGAAGCUAGAGAGCCAGGAAGGGCUAUGCUGCUGCCUGAUCUCUUUGGGGAAGCUCAGGAAGCACAUAGCAGUUUGGACGUCAGCCAGGCAGGAGGCUGCACAAAGGUGGAACAGGCCUUCCCAUGCCUGUCCAACAUGGUCUCGGAAAAUCAGCGCAAACGCUUUCGGGGCUUUGCGUAUAAAGAGACUGAAGGUCCCCAAGUGGCUUAUGAGCGGCUCCAGGAAUUGUUGUUCCAGUGGUUGAAGCCAGAGGCCCGCAGCAAAGAGGAAAUCGUGGAGCAACUAGUCCUUGAGCAGUUCCUGAACCUCCUCCCUGAGGAUGUCCAGAAAUGGGUCCGGGAGCGUCACCCAGAAAAUGGGGAUGAGGCUGUCGCCCUGGCGGAAGACUACCAAUUUCUGCACCCUGAGCCUGGACGGCAGCCCUAUCCAGAAAGGGCGAGGCAGCGGGCUUCAGCAAGGAGUUGGCUCCGCUAAAGUCUCAAGAACAGACAGGCAGGAAGGGCUAUUUCUGAGGAGACUCAAAGACCUAGUAAUCUACCAAGCUGAAGAAUUUUGGAGUCACAAAUCACACCUCAUCUUUACUGAGUAUGAAAAUGUCUUUAAACCUUUUCCUACUGGGGAACCAUUCUCCCAGGGAAAGCCUAUGCCUCAUCUGAUGUGUAUCUGGGUACAUCUGAGUAUCUGAAGGAGAAGAAAGACUGGUAAAAACAUGUUAUGCCCUUAGUCGAUCCCAAGGCAUGCCUCUGGGCACUUUACAGCACAGGGAUGGGCUGGGGUGAGGGCAAAACAAGUUCAGCAUGUGAAAGGGGGAAGACUGGAAUGUACGUACUUGUGAGCCCUCUGAAGCAAUUCAAAAGAGAGGCCUUGCAAUAAGAAAAAUAAUAACACAUCACCUGACUCAGAUUGAUCUGAUGUAUCUGAGCCAGCUUUUGCAUAGCCUCUACAGUGGAUUACGUUUCUCUCCUCCAACUCUCCAAAAGUUGCUUGGGUGAAUCCGCUUUGUCCUACCCAUCUGCUAGCUGGCAGUAGUAGAGAAUAACAUCAACGUUUUGCUUUUUCCUCCUUCAGAGCACUGUCUCGUGUUUUGGAGAGAUUGAUCUCCUCUGUGCGCCCUUUCUGGGAGACCUGAUGCAGGCCAUAGCUGAAACCUCUAGAGCAUCAAUUGAAUGCUGCUCAGAACAUUUCAGGUGAAGAAGCGUCUCAGUGCAGAGAUGGCUAAGUAAUGCUAGGCUCCUUUUCUCAUGUUUGUUUCUUCCCCUUGCCAGUUUGUCUGCUGUGGGUAUAGGGCUGUCAUUGCUGGCAAAAGCUUCCACAUCUUUGCAGGCCCCACAUGGUCCUGCAUAUUCUGGUGGACUGUUACAGGUAUACAUUGGUUAGAUUGUAUGGAAAGUCCCCAAGGAGGCUUGCCGUAAGACUGGGCAGACUCAUUCCAAAAACCAGUGUAAACAUGUUUUAGCAGCAGCCAAACCAUAAAUCAAUCUAGGAAUCUUCUUAGAGAUGCCAAAGAGGCUGAUUAUUUGCUAGAAAGACACUUAAUGUUUUAAUUGGCAGACCAACCUCUCUCAUGAGGUUUGUGUAACAUUGUCAAUGGCUUGGACAGGAUUUAAAGCCUGCCAUUCUGAUGUGCAAAUCAAAUUAAUCAUCAUUCAAUGGACUGCCUGUGGAUUGGAUGUCAUAUGCUUUGAACACAUCAGACUGUCUUCUCUUUAGCAGCAGAUUGGAAGAAAUUGGUUAGAAAAGAAAGAGUUGUAGCUGCCUUUUCUUUCUGCCUGAACACAUACUAAGAUUACUGCACCAGAACUCCUGUUUGUAGAAGAACUAAGUUUUUGAAUCUCUUUGGAAUCCUAACACAAUGUUGCUUACAUUCUUGCCUUGUAAAAGUUGGCUGGAUUUUUAGCCAUGCUUUUAUUUGUGUAAACCAUUUUGGGGGGGGAGUGCUUGUGGAUGAGUGCAUGGAAGAAAGAGUCCUUCCCACACAUUGACUGAAGAUACCAUCUAUUCAUAUUCUUCAAAGUUUCUUGCUGGUCUUUUCAUAUCAGUCUUGCUAAAUUCAAAGAAAUUUGGGUGGCCACUUCUCGCAAGGCCCUUUUAAGCUAGUGGUUGCUACAUCUGCCCACAUUUGAUUUCCUCUAACCAUUCCUAAAAAUACAACCUGUGCUUGACACCUUGGGCCAUAAGCAUCAGUGGCUGGAUUUGCACAACAUACAAAUUCAGGAAUGUGACUUUUUUUCUGGCCUAGUCCACUUGCUUGGUCUUUGAAUGGCAUACUGGGGUGCUGCUCUCCUGGAGCUGGGACAGAAACUUAAUUUGACUUAAUUUCAUUUACAUGAAACUUUAAUAAAAAUUAAACUACA